AUGGCUGGCAUAAACAUUACAUCACAAGGGGAUUCCUCUCAGGCCUGCCAACACGGGGACCAAAACAAACCAUCUAGGAAUUCCCCAUGGCACACCUCCAAAGCCAAAGUGAGAGAUUUUAACAUCUGUUUAUCAAAUCCCUGGUCAGUGUGCAACAAGAUCACUAGCCUAAAUGACUUCAUCAUUGAGCAGGACUUGGACAUUAUGGGUCUCACAGAGACUUGGCUCACCGGUUCAGACAGAAAUAACCCUAUCAUCAGUGCACUUAUACCCUCUAGUUACAACAUCAAAUACAAUCCUCGCAUGCCCUGUGGUGGAGGAACAGCUGUCAUUCAUAGGUCUAACCUCAAUGUUAAACCUACACCAGACACUCAUUCUAUGGAGUCAUUUGAGGUAUUGGACUGUAGUGUCAAUGCUACUCAGAUACUACGUUCAUGUGUUGUAUACCGUCCACCUCCUAGAGGCAACAACUACAUAGUGAAGCAGUUUUUUCAUGAUGCUGAUGCUGUUGCAUUUCUCUUUCUGGUGACAUCCUUUGGCUUCCAGCAACAUGUCACUCAGAGCACCCAUGGCGGCGGCCACACACUGGACCUUGUUCUAUCCAGGUCAAUGGACUCUCUUGUGCUUACCACUCUUGCUGAGGACCAUGGCUUCCCGGAUCAUUUCCCUGUCUUUUUGAAUCUCUCGAUGUCCAAAUCCCAGCUGCCUAAACAAUCAGUGACUUAUCACAAGGUCAAAGCCAUUGACCCCAGUGCUCUCAGUCAAGUUGUCACCAGCUCCACUCUAUGUUCAUCGGCGGCAACCGAAAUGUCACUCGCUGACCUCACUAAACUCUACAGCAGUGAACUCUCUUCCAUUAUAGUCUCGCUCGCACCACUCAGAACUCGCACGGUCACCAUCAGACCAGAAUCUGAGUGGUACAACAGCUCUAUCAGAGAGGCGAAGCAGAGACGCAGACAAGCUGAGAGACCCUGGCGCAAAUCAGGACUCAUGGUACACAGAAAGAUUUACAUUCAGUGCGGGAACUCCACCGAUCCAUUGCCUGCCAACAAAUUACCAUCAGAUCUGACUGACAUGUUCAGUGACUUUUUUGUGCAGAAAAUUACACGAAUUCGCAGCUCCAUUACAUGUGACAAUCACAAUCCACUUGUUGAGCCACCAGCACUCGGCGUUGAAACUAAACUUAGCCAUUUCCAACAUAUUACUGUGGAUGAGGUCACAAAGAUGAUUAGGUCAUCUGUCAACAACUUUGAACUGGACUCUAUGCCUACAUGUACAUCCCUUGUGAAACAAGAAGUCACAGCGUUUGCUCCCGUCAUCACUUCUAUUAUAAAUAAGUCACUUGAGAGUGGUUCCUUCCCAACAUCUUUCAAAAGAGCUAUUGUGACACCACUUCUGAAAAAGGCUUCACUGGACCCUGACAUACCAAAGAAAUACCAGCCAGUGUCUAACCUUGCAUAUAUAUCCAAGGUGAUUGAGAAGGUUGUAGCAGCACAGAUACAAACCUACCUCAGUGAUUGUUCGGUCUGUCCGUGA
This is a messenger RNA of Ostrea edulis (European flat oyster), 1536 nucleotides long. RefSeq lists its product as uncharacterized. The transcript is spliced from 3 exons. The record is from RefSeq and is a predicted model, not a curated record. Lineage: Eukaryota; Metazoa; Mollusca; Bivalvia; Ostreida; Ostreidae. Bases 1 to 1536 code for a protein of 511 amino acids.